AUUUGCUGAUUUAUUUAUAUAUUUUUUCUGCUCGCAUCGACGUCGAGCGUUCAGUGGGGGCCGGCUGCCGAGCAGUCACCAGGGGGCAUGAAUCGAGUAAUAAUAAUAAUAAUGCAUUUGAGGAAAAGCCGCACCGACCAGCCUCCGACGCUUCCCCCGCUCCGCGUGCUCGCUAGCUCGGCCGCCGUGUGAUCGAGACAGCGCGUCUGAGCUGCAUGUGUCCGGCGGGACUGCCCCUGGCUUUUUUUCUGGGGGAAGAUCAUACUGGAUCAUAUUGUUAGCAGGACGUUGUUCCUCCUGCAGCCCCCCCACCGGUCUAUCCCGACGUGAAUUGAACAUGGCGACUGUACCAGUGUAUUGCAUCUGCAGGUUACCUUACGACGUGACCCAGUUUAUGAUCGAAUGCGAUGCUUGUAAGGACUGGUUCCACGGCAGUUGCGUUGGUGUGGAUGAAGAUGAUGCUCCAGAUAUUGACAUCUAUCACUGUCCCAACUGUGAGAAGACGCAUGGCAAAUCCACCUUAAAAAAGAAAAAGAAUUGGAACAAACAUGACACGGGGCAGAGCACAGACAUCAAAGCUGUUCAGAAUGGAAGUCAGGUUUUCAUAAAGGAGCUCCGCAGCAGGACGUUUCCAAGUGCGGACGACAUAGUGGUGAAGCUGAGUGGCACUCAGCUGACUCUGGACUACCUGGAGGAAAAUGGCUUUAAUGAGCCAAUCCUGGUCCAGAAGAAGGAGGGAUUGGGGAUGUCCAUGCCAGCCCCCACCUUCUACAUCAGUGAUGUAGAGAACUACGUUGGCCCUGAUGUCGGGGUGGACGUAGUGGACGUCACGAAGCAGACGAAUAGCAAGAUGAAGCUAAAAGAGUUUGUCGAUUAUUACUACAGCACAAACAGAAAGAAAGUGUUAAAUGUCAUCAACCUGGAGUUCUCCGACUCAAGGAUGAACAACAUUGUGGAGAGUCCUCAGAUCGUGCGGCGGUUGUCCUGGGUCGAAAACUACUGGCCUGAUGACGCUCUGCUAGGAAAGCCAAAAGUAACCAAGUACUGUCUGAUCUGCGUGAAAGACAGCUACACUGACUUCCACAUCGAGUGUGGUGGCGCUUCAGUCUGGUAUCACGUGCUAAAGGGAGAGAAGAUCUUCUUCCUCAUUAAGCCCACCUCUGCAAACCUGUCCCUGUAUGAGCGGUGGAGGUCGUCGUCCAAUCACAGUGAAAUGUUCUUCGCUGACCAGGUGGACAAGUGUUACAAAUGCACGCUGAAGCAGGGACAGACGCUUUUCAUCCCAUCAGGUUGGAUCAAUGCAAUACUGACUCCAGUCGACUCUCUGGCCUUCUCCGGGCAUUUCGUCCACAACUUGAGUGUGGAAAUGCAGAUGAGAGCAUAUGAAAUCGAGAAGCGACUCAAUGCCAACACCCUCACCCCCUUCCACAACUUCGAGACAGCGUGCUGGUACGUUGGACGACAUUUCCUCGAGCGGUUUAAAGGUUUACAUAAAGCCAACAAGCAGCCUGCUCCGUAUCUGAUCCACGGUGCCAAAAUCGUCAACGGAGCCUUCAAAACAUGGACAAAGAAGCAGGCACUUCUGGAACAUGAGGACGAACUUCCUGAGAACAUGAAGCCUUCACAGCUUAUCAAGGACCUGGCCAGAGAGAUCAGGCUAUCAGAGAAUGCAACAAAAGCCAUUAAGAGUGAACCCAGCAUCAAGGUUCCAUUGGAUGACCCUCCAUCCACGCACUCAGAACCAGAAGAGCCCGUUUCCCCGGCCCACGUUCCCUCUCCCAGUAGUGAAAAACCCAGAAAGAAAACGUCCAAACCUCCAAAGAUGCCCAAACCUCCUAAGAUGCCAAAGGCUAAGGAGGGAGGGAAAAAGAAAGCCAAGAAAGUGAAAGAGUCGACGCCGCCACCACCGCCUCCUAAGCCAUCCAGCUUUGCAGCGUUGGAGUCCCACGCGCGGGAUAUUUUAAGUAGAAUGGAGCAGCCAAAAAAAAUGAAGAGUGUUAAAAAUGUCUUGGGCAUGUCAGAGAGGGAGACCCUGAAGCAAAACAACGUGGAGAAGUUUGAAAUGAGAGAGCAGAAUAAGAACAAGACUGAAGCAAAGUGGAAGUAUAAGAACAGUAAACCUGAUUCUCUACUAAAGAUGGAAGAAGAGUGUAAAUUUGACAGAACGUCGCUGUCGGGCAAUAAAGAUAAACUGGGUUUCGGUUUGUCUCACAAGAAGCUGCUCGGCUCAAAGUUGCUGAAACCUCAGACCAACUCCAGUGUUUUCGGAUCAUUACAAAACCUAAAAGAGGACAAGAAUAAGCCUGUGAGAGACGAGUACGAGUACGUCUCUGAUGAGGGCGAGCUGAAGAUUGAUGAGUUCCCCAUCAGAAGGAAAAAGAACACCAUGAAGAGAGACUUUUCCUUUUUGUCAGAUAUCAGAGAACCUAUUCAGCCAACCAAAAAACCAAAGUUCCAGCCGUUGAUGUCCAAGCCUGUGGACUCAUCUGAUGAAGAGACAUUGCACAUUGACACAGAAGCCAAGCCAGACAUGAAGAGUCGCAACUCAAAGGUCAAGAAGAAGACAGGUAGCGCUGCUGGGAUUCUGGACCUGCUGCAGGCCAGCAAACAAGUCGGUGGGAUUGACUACAGCUCCAACAGUCAGCCACCUGCAUCUCCCAGCACACAGGAGGCCAUUCAGGGCAUGCUGUCCAUGGCCAACCUGUCAUCUUCAGUCAGCUUGCAGCAGCCUUGGAGCAACAGCCAGUCCAAAAACAAUAGCCAGUCCAAGAGCAACUCGCACAGCUCGCAGGCCAGCAAGAAAACCAGCUCGGGGAUGGUGGGGGGCGGUAACGGCAAGCAGUCGUCGAAGCGCCUGCUGAAGAAGCCUCGGAAAAGCAGCAGCAUGGAGAGCCUGGACUACGACGACGACCACGACCACAUGGACGCCUGCUUCAAGGACUCGGAUUACGUUUACCCCUCUCUGGAGUCUGAGGAGGAUAAUCCUGUGUUCAAGUCCAGAUCGAAGAAGCGGAAAAGUAGCGAUGACACCCCGUACAGCCCCACAGCUCGAGUUGGUCCCUCAGUUCCAAGACAGGAGAGGCCGUCAAGAGAAGGAGCUCGGGUGGCUUCAAUAGAAACCGGUCUGGCAGCAGCUGCAGCCAAGCUUUCGCAUCAGGAGGAGCAGCAGAGAACCAAGAAGAAAAAGAAAAACACCAAAAAGAAGUUGACUGUGUUUGAGGAGCCACACAGACUCUCCAAUGACAGCAGCUCUCCAGAUCACAACGCAGACUCUCACGACGGCAACCUCUCGGAACAGGAGUUCCACAGCGGGCCGGUCAAGUCUCCGACGGGGGGCCCUCAGCCCAUGGCGCCGGGGGUCUUCCUCAGCCACAGGCGGCCGUCCAUGUCAUCUCCCAACAACAGCACCAACUCUUCCAGCACCAACAGCAGCAGCAACAUGGUGAAGAUCGACCGUGGGGGCGCUGCUGAUGCCAAAGCGAAGCGGCUAAAGAAAGGCAUGGCCACGGCCAAACAGAGACUGGGAAAGAUCCUAAAGAUUCAUCGAAACGGAAAGCUCCUCCUGUAGCACGACUGUUGUCGGGACAUUUCCUGGACCCCACAACUUCUGUUCAGUGACUCAAAGCCAACACUGGUGUGAGUGAGACAGGAGGCUGGGAGAUGGAGAACGUUUUCUAAGAAGAACAUCACACAACUAGGUCUUUGCCUCUCCUUUAUAACUUUCAGAUAUAAAAGUGUACAGAAGCUACUAUAAAUAUUUUUAAGAGGGCGUGUCUGGUUUUACUACGGCUUAUCAGGGGUUCAGAAGAAGUGUCAUUCCAAGACUCCUGAAAGUAUCCCCUGCAUGCUUGCAUGUGCGCUUGGGUUCGGAGGGGGAGGGAGGGCUCGAGGGUGGGCGCUUUGUGUUUCCUUUUCAUGCAGCUUAUCACAGCCACACGGAUGACGGAGUGGUUACCUCUUUGCAAAGCACUAUCAGCCGUGGUAUUUAUUUAUUCGUACUUAUUGAAGCAGGACGUCGCAGAACAACCGUAGAAGCACAAAGUGUCCGGACGUCCGCUCAUCAUAGGAAGUGAGACACUAACCACCAGCCUCAUCCGUGUGGGUCUGCAUUCACACGGGGAUACUUUCGCUCUUCCUUUGCUUUCUCAGGCAGCACCUCCACAUCUGCAGUUCCACUCACAUCUUAGAGAAUGUAGCUUGUACAUAGCCUUCCAAAUACUUCUAUCCCUUUCCUUCCCUUAUUUUUACCUGCUCUUAGUUACAAAUGAAUAAAUAUAUAAAGAUAUAUAUAUAUAUAUAUGAAAAUGCAUAAUCAUAUUUUUAUUUUCAUCCAUGUAAUUGCUAGCAGCAUUAUUCAAUAACACAUUGAUCACGUUCAAUUUCAGACUUAUUUGGAGCUUUUGCCAUGUAGCUUUUAAAUUGCUAAUAUACCGUUGUUGUAUUUGUACAAAGUGUCACGUAGUGGAAGACAAAUGCACUAUUUGAGUUGACCGUGCCAGAUGUAAGUUACGUGUUCCGAAAGUUAUUUCUCAUUCCCGCAAAACAUUAGUGAUCCAGCACACUCAGCUUCACGUAUGAAGUAAUGAGCAGAAACGCAGAAAUAACUUUCCACUCCUUUUGUUUUUCGCAAUGCAGUGUUUAGUCUUCUCUUUCUGUCAAAAUCCCCCUUGAACUAAUAGCUAUUUUACUCUGAUUGAAAUUAAUAAUCGCCAGAAUAAACGUCACUUUCUUUUCUAUUUAACAACUAGAUAAUGAUGUAGUAAAUGAAAUAUAUGUGUACGUUUGUAUCAUUGUAAAGUACAGCUCCAUGCUUUGAUGCAGUGUUGCUGAGAAAUAUCAGCAUCAGCAGGUUUAUUUUCAAUGCAUUAACAUGAUUAUUCGAAUGUGUUUUGAUGAUUUUUAACGUGAGUCUUCCUUUUUCAAAUUUCGUAGAAAUUCUUUCCGAAAAAUGACUUUAAACUUUUAAAUUGCUUGUCAGUAUUAAAUCCACAUUUUCAUGAAGAGCUGACUGUUAUAUUCAACAUUACUUCGUUGAGAACUAUUACUUCAAGUAUAUAUUUAUGGCUUGAAAAAUAAUGUGAUUAUCACAUUUCAUUUGGAUCUUCGUAGUCUGUUAACUUGUGUAUUGACUAGUUUAAUACUGAAAGAUAGUGAUCGGGGUCGACAUCAACUCAUCCAAGGUCAUGACACGACUGUGUUAUUGCAUAGUGCUGUAUUCACAAGGUGUUGCCUGGAAACCAACUGAAGACGUGAAUCAUGUGAUCGUCAUAUGGCCUUACACACAUAUACACAACCACACAACAAAUAUUGUAUCAUGUCAACAAGAGAGGAAGCUUUGAGGAAAACUAUUGUAAAAAAGGUUUAAAAAAAAAAAAGUUUCUAUGACCAGCCUCUUGUUGGACUCGUCGUCUCCUGAAGGGUUUGGGAUUAUUUUACUAGCACCUUGUGAAGUGUUUCUGUGUCAGUGAUGUAAUUUAUUAAUGUUUGUAGCUUUUUAUACUUGUACAAACCUUUUUGUUUUUGAAUAUGUCAUCAAAUCGUGAAUUGGUCCCUUGCAAGGAGGGCCGGGGUGUUGUGGGGGGGUCAGGGGGGAGGGAUGUGGGCUGGGACACUUUUACACUAGAAACCACAUUAGCAAAUGUAUCAUUGUUACUUUUACUUUUGUAACUCCAUCUUGUCUUCACUCCACGUCGAUGUUAUUUCAAUGUUACAUGGUGUUAUGAUUGAUCUUACAAGCAGCUACAUCUCACGGCUCCAGCGUCGCGCCCGUCACGCUCGGGUCCAACUUCAACAUGAUUUCAGGACUUUUUUUUUUUUGUUUCUUUUGUACGAUAUGUUUUGUGUUUAUUUACGUUUGUUUUUACAUGUCCGCUCAUUCAAAGUGUCCGCCGCGCCCGGCCGGUGGGCCGUCUCUGUCGUAGCCGUCUUCCCUCUCUGUUAUCGACAGUACUCGUAGAUAUUUACAGCCCCUUUGGACUUGAGUCUAUAUUUUUCUGUAUUUUCUGUUCGAAAUCAUGACUCAAUUUUUUAAGAUGUCAAGGAAAGGCGGGGAACUCCGAGGAACAAACAUAUUGUCGUCGAAUGAUAUGAUUGUCCGCCUUGUCUACUUUUGCAAUACAGUUACUGUGGAAAACAAACGUUGUGAG
Molecule: messenger RNA, 6146 nt
Organism: Synchiropus splendidus (mandarinfish)
Lineage: Eukaryota; Metazoa; Chordata; Actinopteri; Syngnathiformes; Callionymidae
Gene: phf2
Product: PHD finger protein 2
Exons: 22
Coding region: 338-3568 (1076 amino acids)
Biological process (GO): protein demethylation; regulation of transcription by RNA polymerase II
Molecular function (GO): histone demethylase activity; transcription coregulator activity
Source: RefSeq, a predicted model, not a curated record